This is a messenger RNA of Brassicogethes aeneus, 1276 nucleotides long. The record is from the annotation of a GenBank genome assembly. NCBI's taxonomy places the organism in Eukaryota, Metazoa, Arthropoda, Insecta, Coleoptera, Nitidulidae.
GAAAAUCACACAAUCUUCGCGUAGUCGCUCGCAGUAGGCCAAGCAUUAUUUUGUUUCGCGUCCAGCGCGCACCUUGAUUAUUUUCUUCGAUCGAGCGCUCAAAUUUUGUUGUUGUUUACUUUGUUAAAUAUUCGGUGUUUUGCAGACUUUUUACGUUAUGGCGUUCAGAAAAUCGUUGGGAUUUCUUGUGGUCGCUGCUUUCUACAUUCAAAACGGUUUUGGUCUGCAAUGUUGGCAGUGCUCUAGCGACAUAGAGCCCGAAUGCCGCGACCAGUUCAACUACUCAAACUACGUGGGAGGAGGCUCCAACUAUCUCUACAGCGGAAACCAGGGUCAGUACGGAGGUCAAUACGACCAGGGCGGCAGGCAGUACGAUCAAGGUCGCGGGUACGACAGACCCUACGACCGUUUCGACCAGAACUCUCAGAGAGGGUACAACAGACCCGUGCAGCAGUUCUCGUCGAGGCAGUAUCCGCAGUUGGUGAAUUGCGAUGACCAGGGCGCCAACUUGAGGAGAAUGAAGAAUGUUUGCUAUAAGAGGAAGCAAACCAGUACCAACGGAUACACCACCAUAAUCAGGCGUUGCGAGACCGUGCCAUUGGACACCUACGCCGGAACCUGCUACGAUCCAGUCCAACGCGGCAUCUCCGUCAAUUUCUGCGAAUAUUGCGACUACGAUGGCUGUAACGGCGCCACCUCUGUCAAAAUCAACGUUCUGACAGCUCUCGUGCCAUUGUUAGCUUUCUUGAUUUACAAGGGACUAAUGCUGUAAUUUUAGGUUAUGCGUCGUGAGAUAUGUGUAGUGUCACUUAAUUUGUUUUUUAAUAACAUAUUGUAUUGUACAGGGUGUCCCAAAUUGGUUGUCCGUAUAGGCUAUCUCAGUAAAUAUAAAUGCUAGAAAAAAUUCGACCACGCAUCCCCGUCGUCUUUUUUAAAGAUACAUCGAAUGAUGUCUUUGAAUUUUCUCGAUUCGCAUUUGUUUAGGAGAUAUACCUAUUUUUCAAUUUUUCCCAAUUUUGACAAAUGCUUGUAGCUUCGUUAAUAUUUGAGUUACGAAUACAGGUUUAAAAUGUUAUGUAGACACUUUUUAUCACAGAAUUCAUUAGUGCCGACAUAUUUUUUUAGCUCUUUUAGGUUAAGAGAUAUGACCCUAUACGGACAACCAAUUUGGGACACCCUGUACAAGCUAAAAAUACCCCUGUAUAUUAACGUUAAAUGUAAUUUUUAUAGUUUAUUGUUCAAUUUCAGGCAUACAAUGUUUAAUGGUUUUUUAACC